ACUGAAAAGGCAGUUCCGGUGAGAUAGCGUAACAACAACAACUGCUGCACACCACCGAGAAGUGCGGGGGUUUCAUUCAUAGUGAAAUAUGGCUCAAGCUCGGGUUACCGAUUAUUUUGCACAGAAUAAGAAGAGUGGCGUUGGUCGAUCUUUACGGUGCAAGGGGCAAAAAGUGCCCGUAGACGUUGCGGAGUCAUCGGUGAUUACCGAACCGAAGACCUCGAGCAGAGCCGCACGCUCUUUACGCACAACGACGCAAUCGCAAAAACAUGUUCAGCAGGAGUUUCUCAAAGUGAUCGACGAGGCUUUAUCGGCAGAAACGGUGGAUACCGUGACAGACCUGCGAGAUGUGAGUAUUGAUGGACGUACGGCGAGUCCCCGCACUCCUAAACGGAGCUGUGCGGAGUUUGAUGUGUGCUCGGUGGUGUUCCCGUCCACAGCCGAACUGCACAGCAGCGCCAAGAAGCGACAGCGGCUUCAAGCGGGUCGGAACUCCAAAACAUCACCAGAGGAACGCACAGGCCAGAAGAGCGCCAGAAAGAAGCUCGAUCUCUUGAAAAAUGACGACCAAGUGCAGAAAACAUUUUCGAGGGAAGAUGUGGCGGCGUUGAAGUCCAAGCUGCAGAGACUGAAAGGGCAGUCUGAAAAUGUGACGUCUCCCUCACCGGCCUCUGUGCCAGUGCUAGCGGAGCUGAAAGCCCGACUCGAUGCCACCCGGGAGAUCUCUGCAAAGGUUCAGCAGAGGAAGAUGGAGAGAGUUGCCGGGGAUGCUAAAGCUACUCGGGCACAGGCUAAAGAACCAGAGGAAAGAGAGAAGCUCCCAGCAUAUCAGCGUUACCACACUCUAGCUCAGGAUGUGCCGCCUGGUCUCACGCUGCCCUAUAAAUAUAAAGUUCUGGCUGAGAUGUUCCGCAGCAUGGAGACGAUAGUGGGCAUGCUCUUCAACCGCUCCGAGACGGUCACUUUUGCAAAGGUCAAGCAAGGAGUCCAGGAUAUGAUGCACAAGCGUUUUGAAGAAAGUCACCUGGGACAGAUAAAGACGGUGUACCCAUCUGCCUAUACUUUCCGCCAGGAGAGAAACAUUCCAUGUUUUAGUGCCACUACGAAGAGAUCUAGCUACCAGCUCACAGUAGAGCCCAUCAUUGACGAAGAGUUUAAUGGUACUCAGCCAGUGUUGCCAGCAUCUCAUCUUUUGGAAAGAAGGCAAAUUUUUCACCAAAAUCUGGUUGAAGUCAUGAAGGGACACCAUAAGGUGUUCUUGGCUUCCCUCAACCCUCCUAUUGUUGUCCCUGAUGACAAACUGACCCGCUGGCAUCCCAGAUUCAUUGUAGAUGAAGUUCCCAACAUCAAGCCCAGUGAUUUACCUCGGCCACCUCAAACAGAGAAGCUGACCUCCGCUCAGGAAGUUCUGGACAAGGCUCGUGCUCUCAUGACCCCCAAGAUGGAAAAGGCCUUGGCUAACAUGGCGUUGAAAACGGCAGAGAACGUGUGUGCAAAGGAGCCAGAGUCUGCAGAGAAAACAGUUGUGACCCCAUCAGAAACACCCAGUGCUCUCAAAGGAGUUUCACAGACUCUGCUGGAGAGGAUCCGUGCUAAAGAGGCACAAAAGCUGCACGCUGCCCUGACCCGGAACCCACAGCAGGAGCAGCGUCUGGCGAUGAUGUCACGGCUCACAGAGAUGGCCAGAAUCCUGAGAAAUGUGUUUGUAGCAGAGAAGAAGCCAGCAUUAAUCAUGCAGCUCACCUGCAACCGCAUGAUCGCUAGCUACCGUUCCCCACUCAGUAAUGAUGAAAUGGAGAAACAUCUACGUCUGCUGGCUGAGUUGACACCUGAGUGGCUAACGAUACAUCCAAUCAGGAAGGACCUUUACCUAAAACUGAACAAGGUGAUGGAUCUGAACAUAGUGCUGGACAAACUGGACCAGAAAAUCAAAGCAGAGGAGUGAUUGACAACAUUCACAGGAGAUGCUGAGAUGAUGAUAAACCAUGUGCAAUAUUUGUUUUUAUAUUGGAAUCUACCUGGAUUUUAACUUGAGGCUCGGCUAAUAUUUUUAGUUUUGUAUGUUCACAUUCGAUCCCAGUUUAUGCAUGAGACUUAUUUUUAUUGGUUUAGUUUAGUUUAUUGGUCAUUUCUGUUUUGGUGCUCACCACAAUAAUUGAAUGCUCUGCAUUGUACUGAAUGUAGAUCAAGAGCUUUUACAUUUAUAGUCAUUUACACUUCAUGGCUUCUCAUCUAGCAUUGUUCAAAAUUUACAAUAAACAAGUUUGUUUGCAUGAA
This is a messenger RNA of Myxocyprinus asiaticus (Chinese sucker), 2277 nucleotides long. RefSeq names its product DNA replication factor Cdt1-like. Bases 89 to 1945 code for a protein of 618 amino acids. Lineage: Eukaryota; Metazoa; Chordata; Actinopteri; Cypriniformes; Catostomidae. The record is from RefSeq and is a predicted model, not a curated record. Gene Ontology annotation, molecular function: DNA binding; DNA polymerase binding. The transcript has 9 exons. Gene Ontology annotation, biological process: DNA replication checkpoint signaling; mitotic cell cycle; DNA replication preinitiation complex assembly. Gene Ontology annotation, cellular component: nucleus.